ACCCAAUGGUACGUAUCUGUCUUUUCGUGUUUCAAAGAUGAAGGUAAUGUCCCUACUCCUUUUCUUGUCUCAAUCUCUUCACUCUCUCUCUCUCUCUCUCUCUCUCUCGGAUGCGGUCAUUCGAGCAUCAUAUAAUAACACAUGCAAACACCACACGAGACUCUCCUGAAUAGCACUCACUCUCUCCGCAAUGCUCUCUUCACUGUCUGUCGCUCGCUUUCUCUUGUUCCUCCUCAUCUUUCUCGCUCUCCGGCGCCAUGUGAACUCACAACCGCCUAACUCCCUCCCUCCCUCUGAAUCAGAGACUCUCUUCACCAUCAUGGAUUCCAUGUCCUCCGAUCAUCAAUGGCGCCUCUCCUACCCCAACCCUUGCGCCCCUGGCUCCUCUUGGCCCGGUAUUGAGUGCAAAUCCGGACCGGAUCGGUUUUGUCACGUCUCUCGGCUCGACUUCGGCUCUCCGCCCAACCCUUCCUGCAGAUCCUCCGCUUCUUUUCCUCGCCUCAUCUUCUCUCUUCCUCAUCUUCAUUCCGUCUUCUUCUUCAACUGUUUCACUCGCUCCCGUACCUCCAUUGUUUUUCCCUUGGCCAGGCUUUUCUUCAACUCUUCUCUGCAACAGCUCAGCCUCAGAUCAAACCCUUCUCUCAUUGGAUCCAUCCCUCCUGGGAUUUCUUCGCUCAAGUCUCUAAAGAUCCUCACUUUGUCCCAAAACCAAUUUACGGGAAAGAUUCCGACAGGUAUUUUCCAGUUGAGCAACCUGGUACACCUUGACUUGAGCUACAACACGCUCACAGGGAUCAUUCCCCUGCAGCUGGGCAAUCUCAAGAACCUCGAAGGCUUGGAUUUGAGCUAUAAUUCGCUCGUGGGUUCGAUCCCAGCCACGAUUUCCGAUCUGGGUUUGCUCCAGAAGCUCGAUCUGAGCUCAAACUCUCUGUUUGGCGCAAUCCCUGAUGGUGUAGAGAUGCUACAUUCUCUGUCUUUCAUGGCUUUAAGCAACAACAAGCUAAGAGGGCCGUUUCCGAAGGGGAUUUCCAAGCUUCAGAAUCUACAGUACUUCAUCAUGGAUGAUAAUCCCAUGUUUGUUCCUCUUCCUGCAGAAUUGGGAUUCCUCGCUCGUCUCCAAGAGCUCCGUCUCGCGAAUUCGGGUUAUUCUGGGAAUAUCCCGGAGAGUUACACCAAAUUGAUGAAUCUAAGCUCGCUGUCACUGUCGAACAACAGAUUAACAGGCGAAAUCCCAUCUGGGUUUGGCUCUAUGCCUCACAUUUUCCACCUGAAUCUUAGCAGAAACAUGCUGAUGGGCGUCGUACCGUUCGAUUCGAGCUUUCUGAGGAGGUUGGGUAAGAACUUGGAUUUGAGCGCGAACUCGGGGCUGUGUCUGGAUCCGGCAGAUGAGUUCAGCCUCGUGAAGACCGGCGUCGAUGUCUGUGGGAGGAACAAUUCGGGUCGUGGUGGGUCGCUGAUUCAUCCAUCGAAGAAAUCCGAAGCUCCUUCAACAAAUCACUACAGAUUCUGCUUCUGCGUUGCUUUGUUGUUUCAGUUUGCUCUGUUUCUGGGUUUGCAUAAUAAUCGGUUGCCUCUUUAAGGGGGGGGGGGGGGGAA
This is a messenger RNA of Tarenaya hassleriana, 1596 nucleotides long. RefSeq names its product protein TOO MANY MOUTHS. The record is from RefSeq and is a predicted model, not a curated record. The transcript has a single exon. NCBI's taxonomy places the organism in Eukaryota, Viridiplantae, Streptophyta, Magnoliopsida, Brassicales, Cleomaceae. Bases 191 to 1579 code for a protein of 462 amino acids. Gene Ontology annotation, cellular component: plasma membrane. Gene Ontology annotation, molecular function: protein binding.